AUGGCAGACAUGGGUUAUGGAUUAACAAGAGAAACUGUAAUGCAUUUAGCCUUUGUUAUAGCUGAGAAGUUUAAUAAAAAACAUCCUUUUACUGGUGACUCGGCAGGUCGUUCAUGGUUUGAUGGUUUUCGAAAACGACAUCCUAUGCUAACAAUUCGUACACCUCAGCCACUAUCUCAUUGCAGAGCUUUAUCAGCUAAUCCAGAUGUUAUAAGAGAUUUCUUUGGAAAAUUAGGAGCAAUAUUUGGUCGGUUAAACCUUUCUAAGCCGAUGCAAAUUUACAACUGUGACGAAAGUGGCAUUUCUAUUGUUCAUCGUCCAGGCAGAGUUGUUACGAAAUUAGGUCGUCGUACAGUAUAUUCUCUUACGUCAGCAGAGAAGGGAAGGACACAUACUGUUGUUGCUUGUGUGUCUGCAACUGGCUUCGUAUUACCACCAUUAAUGGUCUAUCCUCGUAAGAGACCCGUACCUGACAAUUUUAAAGAGGGAGCCGUACCUAACACUUCAUUUCACACUAGUGAGAAUGGGUGGAUAAAUUCUAACAUAUUUUUGGAAUGGUUAAAGUUUUUCGUUGCAAAUAUCCCUCCUACAAGACCAGUUUUGCUCAUUCAGGACGGUCACAUUUCUCAUGUAUUGAUUGAAGCCAUUGAAUUUGCCCGUGCAAAUCAUAUUCAUCUCCUUUGCUUGCCUUCACACACGACCCACAUCUUGCAACCUCUUGAUGUGGGUGUGUUCAAGUCCUUUAAAGCUAAUUUUAAUAAGGCUUGUUCAAACUAUAUGGCAAAAUAUCCAGGCAGAGUGGUGACAAAUGAUAAGUUAGCUGCAUUGGUUGCUGAUGCAUGGCCUCAUUCAUUUACGACACUUAACAUAUUGAGUGGUUUCAAGAAAUGUGGUCUUUUUCCAUUUAAUCCGAGUGCUGUAGAUGAUAGACGCUUGGCUCCAUCAAAGCCUUUUUGUGUGCCACAAGAAAGCACUGAAGAUGACAACGAAUCACUUCCAAGUAGUCCUAUUUUUACAGAAGAACAGGAAAAGCUAUAUACAAAAAGAUUUGAGGAAGGAUUUGACAUUAGGGAUCCUAAUUAUGAGGCAUGGAUAAGGAUCAACCAUCCUUUUAAGUCAUUAUCAGUUACUUCAGGUGAUUCAAUAAGCAAUAUUUCUGCACCACUUUCGUCAACCUCAGCUCCAACUCCAUCUCUUUCUGUGCCACUUUUGUCUAUGGAAGUGCCAAUCAUGUCUGCCUCAACACCUGUGUUAUCUACCUCUGCAUCACUUUUAUCUAUCUCUAAUAGUUCUAAUUCUGCAGAGUCAGCUCUUGACAAAAUUCUUGUUCUUCCUGAAGCUUCAAUGAAGAAGCCUAAAAGAAGAGGCAUUAACAGUAAAACGGUUUAUCUAAAUGAUGUUUUAGAAGAAAUGAAACAGCAGAAACAUGAAAAAGAAGUUCAAGCUGCUGAGCGAGAGGAAAGUCAAAAUUUUACUCCUUUAAGAUAUCAGUUCAUUUAUAGCCUAACAGCUAUUGCUUACUCCCAGCGUUAA
Molecule: messenger RNA, 1533 nt
Organism: Amphimedon queenslandica
Lineage: Eukaryota; Metazoa; Porifera; Demospongiae; Haplosclerida; Niphatidae
Exons: 2
Coding region: 1-1533 (510 amino acids)
Cellular component (GO): nucleus
Molecular function (GO): DNA binding
Source: RefSeq, a predicted model, not a curated record